This is a messenger RNA of Penicillium digitatum Pd1, 1542 nucleotides long. RefSeq names its product Aldehyde dehydrogenase. Gene Ontology annotation, molecular function: aldehyde dehydrogenase (NAD+) activity. NCBI's taxonomy places the organism in Eukaryota, Fungi, Ascomycota, Eurotiomycetes, Eurotiales, Aspergillaceae. Gene Ontology annotation, biological process: aldehyde metabolic process. Gene Ontology annotation, cellular component: cytoplasm. The record is from RefSeq and is a predicted model, not a curated record.
AUGGGUUUCAGCACUGCAGCCGAAUUUGAUCAGGCCUAUCAAAGUGUGCAGGGUGCUUUUGCAUCAGGCACCACCAAGAACAAGGCUUGGAGGCGUCGUCAACUGAAACGUGCUUGGUGGAUGAUUGAGGACAACAAGAAGCGCAUCUGUGACGCUCUCUAUGCCGAUCUGCAUAAGCACUAUCAAGAAGCUUACACCAGCGACUGUGGUAAUAUUCAAGCAGAUAUUCUACGAACUCUCAAAAAGCUGGAGAAAUGGACCAAGGAUGAGAGACCGGGAAGGUCCGAUCCGCUCAACUUCCUCGGAGGAGCCACUGUCCGCAAGGAACCUCUUGGUGUGACCCUGAUUAUCGGCGCAUGGAAUUUCCCCGUCAAUCUGCUGCUGCUGCCAAUGAUAGCCGCGAUUGCUGCCGGAUGUGCUGUAAUUCUCAAACCGUCAGAUGUGGCAAAUGCCACCCAAGAUGUCCUGAUGGAAAUUGUUCCCCAAUACAUGGACCGAGAUGCCAUCCAGUGUGUUUCUGCUGGUCCACAAGAAAUGGGUUACAUCCUUGAGCAUCGCUUUGACCACAUUUUCUACACUGGAUCCCCCAAUAUUGCCAAAAUAAUCCAUGCAGCAGCGGCGAAGCAUCUGACCCCCGUUACACUCGAGUUGGGCGGGAAAUGUCCUGCCAUUGUUGCGGAGUCGGCGGAUCUCGAUCUCGCUGCGAAACACAUCGCGGUUACCAAAUUCAUGAAUGCUGGACAGGUUUGUUUGAAUGUGAACCACGUUUUCGUUCACCCAGGUCUACAAGAGCGCCUUGUCGCCGAUCUGAGUCAAUACUUUGACACGUUCUUAGGAGGCAAAGCCAACAACCCAGAGUAUUAUACACACAUCAUCAAUGAGCGCAACUUCGACCGCCUUGACAGUCUACUCCAGCAGACCUCUGGAAAAAUCGUCUAUGGUGGCCAUCGGGAUCGGCAGAGUCUGUACUUCGCACCAACGAUUGUCACCGGAGUCAAACCCGGCGAUUCCCUUCUCUCCGAAGAGCUUUUCGGUCCAAUUCUCCCCAUCGUGGAUGCAGACUUCGAUACUGCGAUCUCUCGGACACGCGAGGGAGAGCAUCCACUCGCGAUCUACGCAUUCACUACUCAAGAUGCCGAUAAGGCUCGCAUCUUGAACGAAACCCAGUCUGGGGGUGUGACCUUCAAUGACUGCGGUCUUCAUGUCGUUGGUCGCGAUGUGCCCUUUGGUGGUGUUGGCAACUCCGGUCAGGGGUGUUAUCGUGGCCCGCAUGGUAUCUUGACUUUCUCGCAUCUCCGUACGCACAUCAACGCCGUGCCUUCGUGGUUGGAGGGGCUUCUAGCUGCGCGGUACCCCCCGUACUCGGUUCAGAAAGCUCACAAGAUGGUGGCCCCCAUCACCCCGUCUUUUGACCGGGACGGCAAUGAUACGAAUUUCGCUCGCUCAAAGUGGGCCUUCGGUGUUGGUAUCAUCGCGCUUUCUGCAUUAUUUGUGACUCGGCGGGAUCAGAUUGCCACUUUCGGAUCUAAAUGGCUCAAGUAA